This is a messenger RNA of Notodromas monacha, 13574 nucleotides long. Lineage: Eukaryota; Metazoa; Arthropoda; Ostracoda; Podocopida; Cyprididae. The record is from the annotation of a GenBank genome assembly.
AACGACGCAGAAAAGUGCACAUCCGUUCUGAAUCAUGUAGGAUCAGCCUAUCUCACACUUGCUCUGCUCACUAGUGUCGAUGAGCGUAAGAGUUCUGUUCCCGGACUGCUGAAAGUUGAUCUGGACAUCCCGGGCAGCCUUAAACUAUUCAGCAGAGGAUUGGGACAAGAAGGCUACAAAGAGACACGGACUAAAAUAUUAUCGGCACUUCUAUCCACUCCGUUUGUUGAGAAACUUACGCAAUACUUCUCUCAGUGCUAUUUCCACGAUUCACUUGAUGCGGAAGUUUUGCACGGAAUUAUCGACGGAGGAAUCGUAUUCCUGAACGAAGUAUUGAAUCUUUGUCCGAAAGAAAUAUCCAGUAUCGAAGAUUGCUAUGGUGCCCUGCUGAAAGUCGGUGUUUCCAGGAAUAUCCUCACCUCUGUGAUAGCCAACCAACUGCGUGAUCACUUCGACGAAGUAAAGAAAGGAUCUUACCGUGCUGGAAACGGAGCUUGUGACUCGUUUUUCCGUCUCUCGGAUUUUAGAAGAUGCUCCGUGAUUCCGCUUCACGUUGAAUUACUUUCCCGGAGAAAUCCACCGGUGAAGCGGAGUGAAGUUUUCGGACCUUACCGUGAUAGUGAAAAAUACCUCAGCACUCAUUUCUGCCUAGUCCGCGAAGACUAUCAGAGCUACUUUCGUGCAGUCUUGAUCGAAGUUGCGGGAGCUAUUGCUAAAAGGAAGCGGAUUCCGAUACAAUUACCAAAUGCGUACGUUUUCCACAAUUGUUAUGUCGCGUUUGUUUCACUGGAUGAGGAACACGGGCUGGUGUAUGCUCUGAAAAUUCCAUUGUUGAGCCAGCUAUCGUCGAGAUUCGAAUUGAUGAAGCGUGUGCCCUGUGGAUCCCUGUUAGUGUUAACAGCCGAUUGCUUCGCGCGAUCCAUGAUAGCCAGUGUGGUUUCUGUACCAAGCAAAAGUGGAACAUGGGACAUCGUCAUGAUUCGUCCGGAGAGUGAAGUUACCGAUCUUUUUGCUUGGAUCAGUAUGGAGUUCAUUGUCGUUAGUUACUUGGUGGAAUUCAAGCUUCAUCGGGGUGUAAUGGAGUCUUUGCGGUGUAUUCACCUUGAUGCUUAUCCUAUGGCAAAAUUCAUCGUGUUCUCGAUGAAAAGAAGCGUUGAGAUGCCGAUGUAUUUGAGAGAAGCUGCUGUGAAACAUACUGCGGAUGUGCCGUUGAAACAUAUUUGUGGUGAAGACUUGAUCGCGAGUCCUUCGGAGAAUUGGUGGUUUUCUGCUCAGGAAAUUGGACUUGACGAAGGACAGUUUCAGGCUUUGAAAGCUGGCAUCAGCAAAGAAAUCUCCUUGAUUGGAGGACCUCCUGGUACAGGAAAAACGACGGUUGGUCAGAUGAUCGUGCGAACAAUCAUUGAGCGACGUAAGGCAUUUUCCAUCAAGCAAGAAGGCGUUAUUUUGGUUAUAAGUGCUUCGGAUCAGGCAUUGGACAAUUUCCUUAAGGGGCUUUCCACUUCCUCAAGUAAAAUUAUGCGACACGAUGAUCGAAAGACUGGAUCUACGAAAGGGUCUCACAAUUCAGAACGGGACCGAAGUUUUACCGACCUAACAGAAAAUACCAGGAGGAAAUUGAACGAAAGUGUGAAAAACUUGAGGACGCUGUUUGCUGGUGAAGCAGUUCUUCGGGCAUCCGUUCUAGCUGAAGUUUCGGAGCUCGAAAUAGACUUUCAUGCGGGCUUUGAAGUUGCUGAUUGGCUCGGAAUGCUGGAGGAAGUGAAUUCUGAUAGUCUUUUUCUGCUUCGAAAUGCCGUCGGAAUUAAAGAAGCUUCGUUAGAAAUAUCUGAAAAGGAGAUUGAUGGGGAUGAAAUGGAGAUGAGCAGCAAAGUGAGCAACAGUGAAAAAUUGGAGACGUCGCGAAAGGGGAUUAAGAAUGAUCGCUGUUGUACAGCUGUUGAAAGUCAUGCUCCCCCAGAUGACGAAAAGGAAUUCUUUGAAGUCUCCGUAUCAUCGACGGGAAAUCACAUUCUGGCGAAGAACCUCAUCCUGCAUCGACAUUUACUGAGUCCUUGCACGAAAGCAGACUCCACGAAGUCUCAAUCGUUAUUCUCACGAGCCUGUGAAAAGAAAACAUUGCUUCUGGAGCCCGAGUUGAGGUGGACGUUGUAUCGUCACUGGGUCACAAGCUUCGUCUCGCAGCGCCUUGAGGAAACCCAGGCACUCCUCGAGGAAUUUGAGUGUGCCAGAAAACUCCAUAACGAAUUGCAUAACCUGGAAAUUCUGUCUCGAGCUGAGAAAUGCGACGUUUUCGGGAUUACCGUGUGCGAUGCUGUUGAAAAUAUAGAAAUCGUAAGGAACUUGCGUGCUCGAGUUGUUAUCGUCGAUGAAGCAGCCGAAAUUUUGGAAGCAGCCUUGGUGAGCGUCCUGUCUCGUCAUUGUGAGCAUUUGGUUCUCCUAGGAGAUACGCAACAAAGUAUGCCGAAGACAAUCAAUCCCGAUUUAGCGAAAGAGAGCAAAUUGGACGUUUCAUUGUUCCACCGAUUGCUAUGGAACGGAUUUCCAUGUCUCUAUCUCAGUGUGCAGCAUCGAUUACGUCCCGAUCUUUUAAGAUUAAUGCAGCCCUUACUUGGAUCAACUUUGACAUCAGUGGUGGGAAAACAUUUUGAGGACGUGAGAGGGAUACGGAAGAAUGUUUUCUUUGUAUCGGUUUCCCGCUCGAAGAAUUCCCGCAACCGGUUAGAAAGCAGUUUCGAGCAGGAAUUCAUCUUGGCGUUGUGCCAGCAUUUGCUCUACCACGGAUACUCGCAAGAUCAAAUUACAAUUCUCGUCUCAUCUGAAUGCCAAGUUCUUCCCAUCAUUCAACUGAUGAAGCGGUUCUCCGCUUGCGUUGGUGUUCGGAUCUGCCCAUUGGAAUCUUACCGUGGACUGGAAAAUGACAUCAUCCUCCUUUCAUUGGAUCGUUGCGACAAUGAUCCUGUUGCUGGUGCGGAAAUGAAAGCUAAGAGUGUCCUCUCGUUUUGCUUGUCGAGAGCUAGAUUGGGCCUGUAUAUGAUCGGCGACAUGAGACACCUGAGCUUUCACAGCAAGGCCUGGAAACGAGUGCAGGACGUGUUGAAAUUCCACGGGGAAUUAGGGCCUGGGUUGCCGGUACUUUGUCAUAUGAACCCCGACCAUAAGAUCACCGUUCAUUCCGCUUCCGAUUUUCCGGGGAAGAAUGGAUGCAAGAAGAAUUGUGGGAUGAUUCUUUGCUGCGGUCAAAAGUGCACUCGGUUGUGCAACAAUCAUGAAGACGUGGUACAUUGCGAAGUGUGUGGCCGGGAUUCGGAAAGCGUUUUUUCUCAUCGACCUGCUGAAGUUAUAGGUUCAGUUCCCAACAUGGAUGCGGUAGAAACCCAAGUUGUUUUGCAGACUCCAGUGCUGGAGCCGUUGAAGAAAACUGACGCUGCUGGCGCCAGUUUGCACAAGUGUGAGGAAAGCGGCCGCCUGAUGGGUCAAGACGAUUUCAAAUGCGAUGCUAUGGUUGAACAUCCAUGUGGGCACGCACUGUACUUUCCGUGCUACGUGCUGCCCUCUGUUGCAGACUUGAGCGGCGAACUGUUGAUGGACCUUUGUGACGAGCCCUGUAAUGCUGUGCUACCCUGCGGGCAUGAAUGUACCGGGAAUUGCAGGAAAUGUUGGCGUGGUCGAAUACACGAGCCGUGUUCCGAGCCUUGUGUCCGGGUUUUAGUUUGUGGACACGAAUGCCGUGCUUUGUGUUGCGAAUUGUGUCCACCGUGUGAGCAAGACUGCAGUAAUUUAUGCGAGCAUUCUAGGUGUGCCAAAAAGUGCGGGGAACCUUGUGACCCUUGCGAGGAAAUGUCUGCUGCGACGUGCUCUGAUUGCCCGAAGAAUUCUUGCGAGUUGUUUCUUGAUUGCUCGAAAAAUUGCGAAAGUGUGCUGCUCUGUGGACACAAAUGUAUUGGAAUUUGUGGUGAGCUUUGCCCUCCGUGUUGGUUCUGCAAUAAUGAACUUUUCUGCAAGUACGGAAACGUGGAAGAGUUUGGCACUCCGAAAACGAGGUUGAUUGGGAUACCGGAAUGCGGCCACGUUGUGAGUGAGGAAGAUUUCAAUGAGAUUCUAAAGGAGGGAUCACAAAUUGUUCAUCCAGCGAAGUGUCCCGAACCGUGGUGUCAAAAUCCGCUUUUUCGGGUGAGGAAAUAUCGAAGGACUGCAUCGAAAUUCUUUGACGAAUUGGCUCGUAUCAGGCUGUGCGUUACGGGUAAAUCAAACGUAGAAAACGAACUGGAGGAAAUCGUUAACUUCUUGACAGAAUCGUCGAUUGAUGACGAAACGUGUGGAAGCCUGAUAAUCAACGAGCUUGGUCUGGAGAAAAGAAUGUCGGCCUUUCUUUGUGAGCUUGGUCUUACUUUUUGUGAGCCAUUCUUCCGACGUGGAGUUGCAGUUGAGCAUGUCGAACAGGCCACUAUUUUUAAUGCAAUACGUGCUCGAGAUGCGCUGAAUCGAUUGAAACUGAUUCACGACUUGGCUCUGCUGCAUCGGACUGGCUGUGAUGCUGCUGGUCUAACUUUUGCGAGAGAUUCUCGACUCAUUUCUGAGAUUUUGCAGAAUUAUCCUGAUGUCGCGGAAAUGGUCGAAUGCAUCGAGGCGAAAACAAUUCUUGAAGAAACGUCAAUGUUCUCGCUGGAUGAAGAAGAUUCUGUGAAACAAUUGAUUCAAAAAGCUAUUCAAGAAAGAAAUAUUUCUUCGACUAUGUUGCCCGGUUCUCGGACGCCCUUAGUUAUCAUUAGUGUAAACCAGGGCGAUUGGAUUCGAUGUCCUGUCGGUCAUAUUUUCUGUGUGACAGCGAUUGCUAAUUGGAAUGCGACGAGUGCUGGAAUAACCAACGGCGAUGAGACCGUGUCUGUAGCAGAAAAAACGGAUGGUGAGAAAUGGGAAGAGAUUCUUGCGAAAUCUCUGAGAGGUUUCAUGGAAGACAUGGUGGCAGUGAAGAAAUCAGUCGAGUUGUUGAGACGUCGAUUGGAUAAAAUUGAAGAAGCCAGGAUGUCCAGAGUCUGCUGUUGUGAGGGGAAACCACCAUUGAAAACCAGAAGCUACAGUGCAUCAUCAUCGCCAUCAUCAUCAGUGAAGCAUCAAGGCUUAACUUACUGCAGAGAAUCCAUGCUCGCAAUCAGAGAAAGCCGUUUUUGCACAUCAUUCCCGAGCUUUUUGGAAGAAUUGCAGGGGUCGAAUUCGUUCCCGUUGAAGGGUUCGUUUUUGAAACUACAGCUGAAUGCGCCUGUGGUUGUGCAUCAUGACUUCACGCCGCAUUUUAUUAAAGACUCCGACGUUCUGCUGAUGAGAGGGAAAAAAGGCAGCAACAACAGAAGGGUGCGGAUGCCACUUACGGAGUUUGACAAAGUUUCGACUGAAACACUGAUCGAAGAGGCUGUGGAGAAAGCUUUACUCCGUGCUUUGUCGCAUACAUGUCAGAAAAUCGAGCAAUCAAUCGCAGGGAUCAUUGACAGGAAGAUCAAAGAAAUUGUCAUUCCGAGAGUCGCGAAAAUUGAAGAACUGCUGGACUCGGUAGGGAAAUAUUUCCAUCGCAGAGAAGAGCGACAUGAAAGAAGAACUAAGAGCGAGAGCAGCUUCAAUGAUUCUCGAAGGGACGCAGAAAACUGUCGUAUUUCCAAUGACUAUCAGCAAUUCCCCACCAUGACGACCGCAACUUCCUCAACCACCAAGGUUAAACGCAACAAAUUGACUCGGAAAUCGAAGAAACCCAUACAGCCCUGUGACAUCAGCACCCCCUUCAACUUCCAACAAGUUUGGAAAAUCGAAAGCGACGAUCUCAAGCCGCGAUCGCAGCGAAAUUUGCCGAAUUGCGAUCCGAAAUCCGCCGAAGAUGAAAUUCAAGAUCCGACGAAUGAAGCUUUGCAGUCCGACUUUUCAGGGCCACGUGCUGCUGUUGGAAACCCUGUUGAGGACUCUGAUUCGAGUGAUUUGAGUGAUAAAUUGAAUUCAGGAGAUGCAACACAAGGCAGUACUACAAUGGACGGCGAUUGCCGCAUUGUGGAUUACUUCAUCGUAGCUGGUUUACCUUCAACUAAAGACCCGAAGCCGCUGGGUGAAGUAGACGUCCACGACGAAGGAGUUCCAAAAUCUUGUCCAUCGUUUGCUGAACCGAUCACGGACAUUCAAGUAAUAAACCGGACGGAGAAUGAAGAUACACCUCCCGGGUUUUACUGCAUUGAGAAAACUCCCCAAGGUUGGCGAAUUUGUUUCUCUGCAAACUUGAAUCACGGAAGCUUCAGAAGUCCUGAACUGUAUCUGUGCUACAGAAGAGGACGUGAUCGGCCUCCUUUGCUUGAUAUAUGGGUGCUGUUCGAGGGAAAAGAUGAUUUGAUGCCCGACUCGCAGGUCCUUGAGCGGACACCAAACGGGCACAUGGCUAACGUAAACAAUGCCAGCGUGAAAACAUUCAUGUCUUAUCGUCGUGCCAAAGAAGAAGCCCCUUGCAAUGAGCUUGUAGUGACCGAUAUUUGUGUCAUUUUGCCCAAAAUGGGGGAACGACCGCCGCAUUGCUUCUACAGAAUUGAUCGGAAUUUGAACCGAGGAAUGAUAGGUUCAGAUGUUUACGUUUGUUAUAAGAAGUCCAUGAACCGUCCAAACUUGGUCAUCUACGAACCCGAAAUAAUAUGGAGGUAUCCGGUAGAAGACUACGACGAUUGCCCACUACCACCGAGUAUUGCGACUUUUGGCUUGCCGUUAGGUGCUACUUUGGAAUGGUGGCCUCCAAAGGCCAGGGCGCCGAAGCCCGUCUUUUCCACAUUUGUGCUUUCAUUAACGAAUGCACACAGUGAGGGAUCUGUGAAAUCGUGGUACGGAGCCGCAGUGGCAUUCUAUGAAGAACAUCCUGCCGAGAAAGUGACGCACGAGCAAAGAAAACUGUUGUCCUAUCCGGAACAGAGUGACCCGUUACAGUUGAGGGUGUUCGCGAAAAAGUGCAUUUGUUUCCUUUCUCAUUGGCCGUUUUUUGACGCCUAUCAAAAGUUCCUCAUGUUCCUACACCGUUUCGCCUUUUCGGGAGAGGCUCAUCCAAUUCCGAUCGAAAGGCACUUGAGUCACUUCAUGCAUUUUGUGCCAUUCCCGUCCCUCCAACGGCCGUUUGUUUUUGCGCAAUUGUCGGCUACAGAACGUUUGUCGCUUUAUCUACCACCGGAUUCCCCGUUGAGACAAAGUGGAGCAAAGUUUCGCGACUUGUUGGAUUGUCUGGACGCGGAGCGCAUUGUGCAAGUGCUGGUGAUGACUUUGCUUGAGCAGAAAAUUCUGCUUCAUUCCUUGCGUCCAAAUGUGUUAACCUCUGUUGCCGAAGCGCUUUCUAUGGUGAUAUUUCCCUUCCAGUGGCAGUGCCCAUACAUUCCAUUAUGUCCCCUGGGCCUGGCCAAUGUUUUAUCCGCCCCGAUGCCGUUUCUUGUUGGAGUUGACUCUAGAUACUUCGACCUGUAUGACCCACCGGAUGGCGUAAUUUGCGUAGACCUUGACACGGAUUCUUUGCGAAUUCCUCCGGAUAAGGAGUGGAUGUCUGCCAAAGCUCUACCCAAAAAAUGCGUCAAGAUGCUCAUUUCUUUGCUGAAGCAGCUGACGUACAGGGUUCGCGUGAUACAGAGAGAAGAACGGUGUCAGCAGAAUGUUCAUGAUAAAAAUCCUGCUGGGUUUUCCGAUGCUGAUUCUGAUAUGAAAUGGAAGCAGAAGGAGAUGACCCUGGAAAUGGAUAUUCAAGAAGCAUUCCUUUAUUUCAUGGCUGGGAUCUUGAAAGGCUAUCAGCACUAUUUGACCCCGGUGUCUUCCGAACCUAAAAUGUGGGCAUCUGAUCCAGCUGAUUUAUUUGAAUCCCCCGCCUUUCUAAGAUCCAGGGACAAGGCAUAUCACGCGUUUUAUAGCAUUUUAGUGGAAACACAAUUGUUCACGCAUUUCAUUCAAGAACGGAGCUUCACUUCAUCCAAAGACGCAUCCCUCGCCUUUUUUGAUGUGAUUAUGGACAAGUUGGGGCAGGAGGAAGAUGCUCCUGUCAAGUUGUUGGAGAGAGAUUCUCCCCAAAAUCAAAUGGCUGCCAUGAUUUUACCUCUCGAGAGGGAAGAUCUUCCCGAAGGAAUCAGCUACACCUACAAUGGCAUUGACAAGUUGAAUUUGUGCUUGAUGAAGAGACCAAAAAUUACUUCCCACUUGCAUAAUUUCAAAGACAAUGCUGUAGAUGGCCUGGUGAACUAUUUGCCGGGUGCCUCUCCGAUGAUUGCCCGAAGAAUCAAACAUGAAAUCAGAUUAGCCCAGAAAAUUGUGAAGAAGCAUGCGGACGGUGAUUCAACCUGGGCCAAAGCAUUGCUUUCGUGUUCCAUAAGUAUCUGGUUUGCCCACCUGCCCUCUUAUAUCAUAUGGUACAAAGGCGACAAACUCGAUGUCUUGGAGAAGGCGUACGAAAAGCUUGUGUUCGUGCAAAAAACGAAGUUAAAGUGGAUUGACGAAGUGUGGUUCAGAGUGAUGAUGCAGUUGUGCAAUCAGUACAAAGAAGGCAGAAUGGCGGUGAAAGUCUUCUCACUGAUGAAAGAGUUGCGAGUUGGGGUGAAUGCGCUCACGUAUGGCCUCUACAAUCGGGCCAUGUUGGACGCCCGAUGGAACACGAGUAUGUCCGACCGGGCGUCUGCACGUGCGUGGAGGAAACUGAGAAACAUUGUUUGGGCAAUCGCGUACAUGAAAACGGCCGCGCACGCCAAGGCAGAAAGGAAAUCCUCCUUAUCUUCAGAAGGAAAUGAUGGCGGAACUUCCUGCGAGUCCCCGCACAGAAGCAACAGUAGCGUUGAGGCCGUAUGUUCAAGCAAAGGUGCUGAUGACCUGCACACCACUCCUGUCAAAGGAAAGAAAACAUUCUUAUUUCGCAGCCAACGUCACAACAGCGCAUCGGAAAAAAGCAAUCAAACUAAGACUGGUCACAAGUCGAAAUUCAGCAGAAUGCUCAAUGCCGAUGACGAGGACAAGGAAGAACCCGACCCAGAAGACGACCCCGUGUUACUGGAACUCGAACACAAGGAUUGCCCUAUUUACGAGGACGAAAAAAUUGUUGAAGAUGUCGUCGUGUUACCAGACAAAACGCGCGCCGACUCUUUAUCCAGCGUGGAAGAGUUCAAAGCCCAGGCUGCCAUGACGGGUCAGAUGAUGAUGACCUGGGGAGCCAAGUUGAUCCAAGGCAGCUCGGAUCUCGUUGAGAAGACGAAGAAGCGGUUGGGUCAGCCUGGGUCACUGUCUUCGAGCAGCAGUGUCGACGAUCCCGACGUUUCCUCUAGAGCUGACAGCAAGAAUCUGGAGUUGAAGAACGAAGAAACCUCGUCCGUUUCACCGACUAUUGAAAAACACGAGGUGUUUGAAAAGGACGGCGGUGCUUCUCUGGUGACGAUAGAAAAGGAAGAAGAAGAAGACAAAGAAGUUGUUUCUGCACAUGAGGCAGAAGAAAAGCUAGAUGGAACGCUGCAGUCGUCGACACACUUGACGCCACCCGACGCUAAGAAGCGAAGUGUGUCGCCUAUGGCCCGAUCUCCGACGCGAACGCCAGUGACAGAAAAUGAUCCCCUGGGUGCCUUGAGAACCCCCGAAACCCUGACUACCCCUACAGCAGCGACGCCCUUGACGGCGUCUUCAUCGCACAAUUCAUUACCCGCCAACGUGUUUCUGUCGCCGGAAUUGCGACCGUCGGCUCGCCAACGAGUGACGCUGGCGAGUUCGGAUAAACUGGCGUUGUCGCUGUCGUCACUGUCGACCCAGUUGCGGAAAAGCGUGCGUUUGGGGAAGACGUUGGGGAUGGCCAAGUCACCGGCAGGAGCGGCGCCGUCGACAGUGGCUAGACAACUUUUGAGUCCGCAGGCGGACUUGCAUCGGUGUAACACGCAUUUGGGACUCGUGGAUUCAGGAGCUGGGAACAGUAACGCCGGUGUCAAGGCUGGGUUGACUCGUGGGGAAGGCAUUGCUGGUAGAGCCUGGAGUGGAACUCCUUUGGGAAAGAACGGGGAUUUCAAAGGGUCAUCGUCGGAAUUGUUUUCUGGGAUGUCUUCGUCAUUGCGAACGGCGGCCUCAUCCAUAUCGAAGCGCCUUGACUCGUUCAUGGACGCCGUCAAUUUCUCUCCACCGCCGUCCUCACUGAGUUCCUUUCGACAUAGUGGCGUCUAUGCGUCUUCGCAAGAGGACGGAGAUUUGUCGGAGAGCGAGCGCAUGCGGGGUUCUCAGGACUCGUUGCAACGAGGGACGCCGAAGCGGGACUCGGAUUCCCAGUCGCAGACGAGUUUGAACUUGAACGGAAGCAGCACCAAGGCGUCGUCGCCAGGCGUGGAUCCGUUUAUGAAGUCGUCUCCGUUUGCUGGGAUGCUUGCUCGCCACUUGGCGACUGGGCCAGUUGCUUUGGCGAUCCGGAUGUAUUCCUGCGGAACGUGUCAUGGCUGCAAGGCCAUGAUGUAUGACGAGGAGAUCAUGUCCGGAUGGUCCCCGGAAGACUCGAAUUUGAAUACGAGGUUCGUCUUUUUGUGCUCCCACUGCGGACAUAGUGAAGUUCCGCAGUUGACCGUGAUGAUUCGGGAUUUCCGAACUCGUGCCUUGCCAGAAGACUCUGAGAGUGUUCCAAAUACGGAGGAAGAAAAGUACGAAGGAUUGGCUGUGGACCCUGUAGUUGUGCCUUACUUGUCACCGCUGGUCCUAAGGAAACAGCUGGAGUUUGUGUUGGAAAGUGAAGGAGAUUCUUGUCUACUUGAACCUGCGUUUGUGGAUCAGCAUAGCAUCAUUUAUUGGAAUAUGGUUUGGUACUUUUUGCGGAUUCACGCGCCGUCGCACUUGCCGGGUUUGGCGUUGGGCGCCACUGUGAUUAGGCCCGUGUCCAAGCAAUUCUCUUUGCAUCCGUCGUGGGAGAAGGCGACUGCGAGCAAUGUGGAAGUCAAGUGUUAUUGGGACGAGCCAGGGUUGCAUGGAGUGGAGUCGAGUCCUGAGGACGUCGACAAGUUGUGGAUGAUGCCUUUGUAUCUCAGCUGGCGUAGCACGAGGUCAUCUCCGGCCCAGGUUCUGACUGCUCCGGAUGAUGUCACUCAUGUCGCCGUUUACAAUUUAUCCAAGCAAGUCCUGGCUGGUAUCAUGUCAGAGAACAAGUUGCUGCACCCGGUGGAACUCAUCCUGACCGAGCUGAGGUCCAAGUGGGAUGUGGAAAAAUACGGUCCGCCGAAUUCGGUCUACAGGGAAAUUCUCUUCUUAGCAUUUGUUCACUGCGGAUUCCAAGUCAUCGAUAUUUGGCCAUUUGACAGAGAGUACCGACGUGCCUACGAGUCCCUGCGCCAGCCUAUCAGUGCGAAGUUGACAAAAUUGGAUGCCCCACCGUCCUACAAGACCAUGUUGUGUCAGAGGUCUUUUGCCCAGCUGCUCUUGCCGUCUGGAAUCCAGUAAACACUGUAAUUUGUAAACCACCGACAAGUGACACUCGCAUACGGCAUAUGUGUUCUUGCUCUUGUGGUUGUUUGUUUUUUUUUCUUGCUUUGUUUUCUGGUGAAGGACAUGCUUCUCUUCCUUUUUAAUGAGCAACGCCAUUUAAAAAGAAAAGAAAGACUUGACAGACUUCGAUGAAUAAGUUUGGAUUUUCGUCUCGAGCUCGUGUUGAUCAGUUGCAAAGUUUCUUUUUUUUAUUUGCAUAACUUUUGAGUAUCCGUUGAAAUUGACACAUUCCCGCAAACGUUCGGAGGAUUUUUGGCGUCGAUCGAUUGUUGAAAGUUUGAAAUUGUGGCCCACGGGAUUUGUUGGAUAAGGAAUUCUGCGAACUGCUUGUUUGCUGCACCCAGAGCUUUGAAAGAAAGAAAUGUUCCCUUUUGGGGAAACGAAGGAACCAUGGAAUGAUCUAUUCAAGCUUAUCCAGGGUUUUUGAAAUUGAAAAGGACUUUCGCCACCAUUGUGCUUCGAUUUAGGUGGGAACAAAGAUGCCUAGUCAAGAGGUUUGAGGACUGCGUUUGUGAAGACUUCGUCUGUGAUGGACUGUUGGAAGCAAUUGACUCGAAUGCUGCUUCUUGUUUUCCCUUCGAUGUUUCAAGAUUAAAUUAUGAUUAAAAUAUUGAAUUCCAUCCCAUUCAAAAACAAGUGUUGGAGCGUCUGAACAACAAGGGUUUAUUCUUUUUCUGGCUUUUUAAUCGGUUAUACAGUAUUGUUAAUGGCCAACCGGUUUUGAUGUCAGGGAAAAUUUCCAGUUCAGGAUGAAGUUUAUUUUUAGACGUUUUUGAUUAAUCAGAAACGUGCUUUUUGAGUUUUUCGUCGUUUCGUGAAAUGGUAUCACUUUUCCCUUUGAUGAGCAAAGCAAAAGUUGUUUGAAGAAAUGAUUUUUAGAUGUACUGUAUUAGGCGAUUAUUUCCGAAUGAAAAAGAAAAAAACAAGCUUUUCAUUUCGUUGUUUACGGAUCCAGAACAACGUGUGAAAAAUCAUCACAUUUAAAUUAGGUGGGCCACUUAGUUUCUUCUAGGAAAAGAAUAAAAUUUGCGCGUGGUUAGCCUGAAUAAUUUGAGUUCGAUUACGUUACUUAUCGGGAAAAGUAAUUUUCGCUUUAAUGGACCAAUGGUAAAAUGAUUCACCAUGGGUAUGAUGACAUUUUGGUGAGAUGGGGUUUGUUAUUCCCAUUUAAAACAAAAACGAAGCCCAGGUGUAAUCACGCAUUUGAAUCCAAGAAGUACCCAUACAUUUGCAUUAUAAGUUGUCUUUUCUAAUUAUGUAUGCUCUACUUACUCAAGAACCACAUGCCCUUGAAUAAGAUACGCACGGUAAUUUUGCAGAGUGGGUUUUAGGGGAAAUGUAGCCCUGCAUGAAGCACGCAUCCAUGUUCUUGUUUGUCAAUAAAUUCGAUAUCGAAAUCCACAAUAGUUGUAAUCUUAAAUUUUGGAAUUGAAUGGAAGUUGAAAGCAUAAAACAGAGUAAGCAAUUAAAUAUCCGUGUUAGGCUCAACAAUGAUUAUACAGUACAUCGCAUUUUGUCGUUAUUUUCAGCUGAUCCUGCAAUUCGAGCAUUGUGCACCCAAAAAUUACAAAAUUUUUGAUCCCGGGAUAAGAUAUGCACCCCAAUUUUUGGAAAGAUCUCCAGAAGAACAGUACGUGUGGUACUUGAGUAAGCAUGGUACUGUGAUUCAGAUUUUAGAAAAUAUUACAAUAACAUACCUUGUUGACAUAGUACAUUAGUGCGUGGAAGUACUGAAGGAGAUGCCUGGGCGUAUCAAAUCACUUGAGUCAACAGGUUUCACGUGAUAGCAUCUAGAAAAUGUUACCUUGCCAAUUAGACCAAUUCCUUGCCAUCAAAUCGUGUUGUUCAGGGGCUCCUCGAAAAAGUUUUUCAUUCGCAGGUCGUUAUACUGCACCACUGCACAGGUUUUUCUCUUAUUUGUGUAUCCACAACUUUCUAGGUUUUCUGUCUUUGUAUUGCAGUCAGUGUUGGUGUCCAUCUUUUUUUCGGCUUAGGGGAGAGUGGUCAAGAAUUUCGAUUACCGACUCCGUCUGUGUUGGUAUAAUCAAAACGUGAGGAAAAUAUAGAGGAGCAUGCCAGCUUCACUGAGAUGACAAGAA